Molecule: messenger RNA, 1691 nt
Organism: Dryobates pubescens (Downy woodpecker)
Lineage: Eukaryota; Metazoa; Chordata; Aves; Piciformes; Picidae
Gene: FLOT2
Product: flotillin 2
Exons: 11
Coding region: 47-1333 (428 amino acids)
Biological process (GO): regulation of myoblast differentiation; protein localization to plasma membrane
Cellular component (GO): plasma membrane
Source: RefSeq, a predicted model, not a curated record
ACGAGGCGGUGUCGGUGGCGGUUGUGGGGCGGGGGCUCUGGGCACCAUGGGGAACUGCCACACGGUGGGGCCCAACGAGGCGCUGGUGGUGUCAGGUGGCUGCUGUGGUUCAGAUGUAAAGCAGUACGUGUAUGGAGGCUGGGCCUGGGCUUGGUGGUGCAUUACUGACACACAAAGGAUUUCCCUAGAGAUAAUGACGUUACAGCCCAGGUGUGAGGACGUAGAGACGGCGGAGGGGGUAGCUUUAACUGUCACAGGUGUGGCACAGGUGAAGAUAAUGACUGAGAAGGAGCUCCUGGCUGUGGCCUGUGAACAGUUCUUGGGGAAGAACGUGCAGGAUGUGAAGAACGUGGUCCUUCAGACUCUGGAGGGGCACCUGCGCUCCAUCCUAGGUACCCUGACAGUGGAGCAGAUCUACCAGGACAGGGACCAGUUUGCCAAGCUGGUGCGGGAGGUGGCAGCCCCCGAUGUGGGUCGCAUGGGUAUCGAGAUCCUGAGCUUCACCAUCAAGGAUGUCUAUGACAAAGUGGAUUACCUGAGCUCCCUGGGGAAGACUCAGACUGCAGCUGUCCGAAGGGAUGCAGACAUCGGUGUGGCAGAAGCCGAGCGAGAUGCUGGCAUUCGGGAGGCGGAGUGCAAGAGAGAAAUGUUGAAUGUCAAGUUCAUGGCAGAUACCAAAAUAGCAGAGUCCAGACGGGCUUUUGAACUGCAGAAAGCUGCCUUCACUGAAGAGGUCAACAUUAAGACUGCUGAGGCCCAGCUGGCCUACGAGCUGCAGAGCGCCCGUGAGCAGCAGAAGAUCCGCCAGGAGGAAAUUGAAAUCGAGGUGGUGCAGCGCAGGAAACAGAUUGAUGUGGAGGAGAAAGAGGUCCUGCGGAUGGAGAAGGAGCUGAUAGCCACCGUGAAGCGGCCGGCCGAGGCCGAAGCCUACCGCAUGCAGCAGAUCGCCGAGGGCGAGAAGGUGAAGCAAGUCCUCCUUGCUCAAGCAGAGGCAGAAAAGAUCCGCAAGAUCGGAGAAGCAGAGGCGUUUGUGAUUGAGGCCAUUGGCAUGGCGGAGGCUGAGGGGAUGAAGCUGAAAGCUGAAGCUCUCCAGCAGUAUGGAGAAGCUGCCAAGCUGGCUCUAGUGUUGGAUGCGCUGCCUGAGAUUGCUGCCAAAGUGGCUGCUCCCCUCUCCAAAGUGGAUGAGAUCGUUAUUCUCAGUGGGGAGAGCAGCAGUACAACAGCUGAGGUGAACCGUCUGCUGGCAGAGAUCCCUGCCUCCGUGCGUGCCAUCACUGGUGUGGAUCUCACAAAGAUCCCCCUGCUCCAGAAAGCCACCGGGGCCCAAGCAUGAGGCUGGCCAACCCAAAGCUAGUGAAGAUCACUCCCUGUUAUGCACUCAGACAUCAACUGCCUUCAACACGUGGGAAUUCCUUUUAUAUCAGAGACAACUGAAGUUUCAUUUUUAAGCUCUGGUGCCUUAUUUUGUAGGGCCAGAAAGGUGCAUGUCCAGUCAGCUGCUCUUUUUUUUUUCCUUUCUUGCAAAGGGUGGGAGGGGAUUUAUUUUGUAAUUAAGUGUAUAUUGGGUCAGGGUUUGCAUCUGAUCCCCAGUUAAGACUGGCAGCUGCCUGGUGUUGCAAUCCUGGUGCCUUGCUGUUCUCUGUCCUCGGGUGGGUGCCCAGAGCAGGAGCUCAGCAGGAUGGGGAGCAUGG